GCUCCCAGUUUACUGAGCAGGAGGAAUCAGACCGGCAGCUUCACUCCGCUCCUCUGUUAUCCGGAUCACACUCAGACCAGGUCCCGUCUCAGAGAGCUUCAGGUCUUGGUGCAUGUGUGCAGCUGUCCGCCCCCUCUCACCCGAGGACCCGACUCUAUUUGACUUUCUGCAAACUGGAUUCCCGGAGCUCGUCGCCAUGCCUGCCCGGGUUUAGAUUCUCCAUGGAGCUCUCUAACCUGUACGAGGUCGCGCCCCGGCCCCUGAUGAGCACCCUCACCCACGGCCAGCAGCCCUCCUCCGGCUACAGAGACCCUGCAGACCUCGGCGGUGAGAUCGGAGACAACGAGACCUCCAUCGACCUGAGCGCCUACAUCGACCCGUCGGCGUUCAACGACGACUUCCUGGCCGACCUGUUCCACCACAGCUCGCGACAGGACAAGUUGAAAAUGAUGACCGGGGAGUACGACUCGGUUCCGUGCGGCCCGGGACCCCAGCAGCUCUACAUGUCCAACUACAUGGAGUCCAAGCUGGAGCCGCUCUACGAGCACAACCCGCCGCGCCUCCGGCCGGUGGCCAUCAAGCAGGAGCCGCGGGACGACGAGGACAUGAACCCGGGCAUGCCCCCCACCUACCACCACCCGCACCCGCACCCGCAGCAGUACUCCCAGCAUGCCCCGCAGCAGCAGCAGCAGCAGCAGCAGCCGCACCUCCAGUACCAGAUCGCGCACUGCGCGCAGACCACCAUGCACCUCCAGCCGGGUCACCCGACCCCUCCGCCGACCCCGGUGCCCAGCCCGCACCAGCACCAGCACCACCACCAGCACCACCCGCACCAGCACGCGCAGCAGGGCGGCCUGAAGCUGCUGGAGCAGCGGGGAGGCGGGAAACACAAGAAACACGUCGACAAGAGCAGCCCGGAGUACCGGCUGAGGCGCGAGCGCAACAACGUGGCCGUGCGCAAGAGCCGGGACAAGGCCAAGAUGCGCAACAUGGAGACGCAGCAGAAGGUGGUGGAGCUGACGACGGACAACGAGAGACUGAGGCGGAGGGUGGAGCACCUGACCCGAGAGCUGGACACGUUACGGGGCAUCUUCAGACAGCUGCCCGACGGAUCCUUCAAACCCCUGGGCAGCUGAGAGACUACUGAGCCGGGCCGAGCCCGACCGAACCGGACUGGUACACUGCUGGAUUUUUAUAUAUAUAAAUACACACACACACACACACACACACACACACACACACACACACACACACACACACACACGGCCCGACACGUCCUCGUGUGCCCGGACGGACUGAGAGCUGUGAGGAGACCGAGACAGCUGAGUGUCUGACUUCACCCGGUCCAAACUCCCAUGAACUGUGUCAGCGUGAGAACAAUCAUCAGAAUCCAUCCGAACCAACAGGCUGGAGGGGGCCGUGAAGCCGGGCUGGGAGACGGCUGGACUCAUCUGAAGACACGUUUUAACUGGAAACAGGUGACUCUCUCUCCUCUCCCCUCCUCUCAUUGGCUGAGCGCCUCCACCUGUCCUGACAGAAUGAGACUGAUAAAGACUGAACGUAUUCCUGUGCCUUCAUUAACUUCGGUGUAUAAGCUGGUCGGUGCCGACGCGACGCAGGACUGGUUGUUGCUUUGUGCCUUAUGUCCGUACAGACUGUGUUCACACACUCAACUCAUAUCAGAGCAGCUAAGGUAGGGCACGAGGGACAAUCAGCCUGCUGUGCAUGUUUUCAUUAAUUAUUAUUUUGUUUUAUAAAGUUACAUGUUCAUAUCUUCUCUGGUCCUGCUGGGCCUGCAGAGGCUGCAGCAGCUGGUCUCAGCUCAGUGUGUCCACAGAGCGGAGCAGCCUCCACCUGAGUGUACCUGUGUGUACCUGAGUGUACCUGUGUGUACCUGUGUGUACCUGUGUGUACCUGAGUGUACCUGAGUGUACCUGUGUGUACCUGAGUGUACCUGUGUGUACCUGUGUGUACCUGAGUGUACCUGUGUUGACAGGUCCAAGCUGUGUGACCACUGCAGUGUGUUUGAUCCUCUCGUUUUCAGCUCCGUAGGGUUCUGAUUGGCUGAGACGUGACGACUGUGACCCACCAUCACAUCUGCACACUGCUCCUGUCAGCUGAGCAGCUUGUAUCUCCACCUUCAGGGGAUUCUGUCCACGUUUCAGUGUAAAGAGUCACAUCUGCAGAGCUUUCUUAGUGGACUUUACAGAACACAUCUCAGACGUGCGAUUCUGGACCGGUCCUGCUCGGAGCGAGGCCUCGUUCCUCUCUUGGUUCUGUAAAAGUUGAUAUUGUGGAGAUACAAGUUUUCUUUGUGUGAGAGUGGAGGCAGCGCUGCGUCGCUCAUUCAAAACCAAAGUGACAAAAAUACAAACGCAGUAAAACUGGAACUGAACCUGGGUCACGGUCCUGUGGACACCACAACUCUCCAGACCUGCUGAGCUCCUGUUGAUGGUGCUGUAGAACCCGAGUGAAACAGGUCAGAACUUUACUCUGCACGGAGCUUCAGACACGUCACAGGGAACUCUGCAGGUUUGGAGCUGUGUGGCAGUAAAGCAGCCUCGUCCUCUGUCGUCUCUCACAGCUGGUUCUGAUCCGAAACUGAACACGUACGUGUAUUUAUGAGUUUAUCUGAUUCAGAGAAAAACAAAGAAAAACAAAAUGUGAAAAGGGUUUCUAUGCAACACGUCUCUUCCUCCUUUCCACUGUUGAGUCAUCACACACACACACACAGGCACACACAUGCACACACACACAUGCACACACACACUCACACACACACACACACACACACAUGCACACCGUGCCUUCUGAUCCUGUGAGAUGACCUUUGACCUCUUGUCAGCAGGAAAGAGGAAGCACUUUUCUUUUUUCUUGUUUUUUUUUUUUACAAACUGAUGUUAAACCAACGUUUGUUUCAAAGUUAACGUCUGAAUUGUAAAAUAAGCCUAUAUAUAUAAAUAUAUAUAUAUAAAUGAAUAUAUAUAUGAAAUACCAAAAAAUCUGAAUUAUUGUAAUAAAAGAGCUUGUUUUAUCAGAG
This is a messenger RNA of Acanthopagrus latus (yellowfin seabream), 3040 nucleotides long. It is a transcript of the gene cebpa, whose product is annotated as CCAAT enhancer binding protein alpha. The record is from RefSeq and is a predicted model, not a curated record. Lineage: Eukaryota; Metazoa; Chordata; Actinopteri; Spariformes; Sparidae. Gene Ontology annotation, molecular function: DNA-binding transcription factor activity, RNA polymerase II-specific; RNA polymerase II cis-regulatory region sequence-specific DNA binding. The transcript has a single exon. The coding region runs from base 222 to 1136 and encodes 304 amino acids. Gene Ontology annotation, biological process: DNA-templated transcription; regulation of transcription by RNA polymerase II; myeloid cell differentiation.